AUGUUAAUCCUUCUUAGUGUGAGUAUAUUUUUAUGGUUAAAAUUAAACCAAAUCGAUCGGAUGACUGAUCGUCUUGUACAAAAUUAUCCAUUAUGGUCCGAUGGAUAUUCGUAUCCAAAAGAAGAAUAUCAGUGGUCUUUAUUAUUAAAAAGACAAGAAGAAUAUUAUCAAACAAAAUUAAAUGGUCUUCGUUCAGUCUUAAUAUUAACCCAUAACGCAUUAAAAAAUGUUACAGAUGCUCUAAAUGAAUUAACAAAAGUAAGCAGUAGAACAAAUUCAAAUGCACCUAUCGAUCAUCUUCAUUCAUCUUAA
Rotaria socialis is the source of this 312-nucleotide messenger RNA. The record is from the annotation of a GenBank genome assembly. NCBI's taxonomy places the organism in Eukaryota, Metazoa, Rotifera, Eurotatoria, Philodinida, Philodinidae.